AUGGUAAAGAGACUUGAUGAGAUUAAUAGAACAGCCGUCUUUGCUUGGAGUCCAGGACAGCAAACCCCCAUCAUUGCCGCUGGUACUGCUGCUGGUGCUCUCGAUGAUUCCUUUUCCAACGCGUCAGAGCUUGAGCUGUUCAAACUCGAUCUUUCAUCGUCAUCUAAUUGUAUUGAAUCCGCUGGCAAAAUUGCAAGCCCCUCAAGAUUCAACAAGCUGGUGUGGGGAAAUGUAUCGCCCUCCAGUCCCUAUGGCAUCAUUGCUGGUGGUUUAGAAAAUGGUGAAUUAUCGCUUUGGGAUCCUAGCAAGAUCAUCGACGGGAAGAGUGAUGAAGAAGCUAAGAUUUUGUCCAAUCCUACUCACACAGGUCAGAUUCGUGGUCUCGAUUUCAAUAAGUUUCAGCAUAAUCUAUUGGCUUCAGCUGGCAGUAACAAUGAAGUCUACAUUUGGGAUCUCACCAAGCCUGAUACACCUUAUACACCUGGUCAGAAAUCUCAAAAAUUAGACGAUAUCACCAGCGUAGGAUGGAACGGUCAAGUGCAACACAUUUUAGCUACUUCAUCUUCAACUGGCCACACUGUUGUUUGGGAUCUGCGUAAUCGCAAGGAAGUCAUGACGCUUUCUGCUCCCAAUACGGGCGGUAUCAAUACUGGUCGCAGAAGCAUUUCCUCUGUUGUUUGGCAUCCUGAUGUGGCUACACAAUUAGUAACUGCGUCUGAAGAUGAUUCGAAUCCAGUGGUUACACUAUGGGAUCUUCGUCAUGCUCAUUCUCCUGAAAAGACCUUGGCUGGUCAUUCAAAGGGCGUCUUGGAUGUCUCCUGGUGUCGUCAAGACUCUGAUUUGCUCAUGUCCUGUGGUAAGGAUUGUAAGACGUUGAUUUGGAAUCCUAAUUCUGGCGAGUUGCUGGGCGAAUUGGCUCAAGAUACUAACUGGACGUUCCAAACUGAGUGGUGUCCUCGCAAUCCCGAUCUUUUGGCCUCUGCUUCCUUUGAUGGAAAGAUUGGCGUUUAUUCGCUUCAGAACUCUGCUGCCACCGAGUCUGAAGAGUCCUCAAAGAAUGCUGCUCAAACUAUCACUGAUGACGAUCCAUUCUCUGCUGCAUUGAAUGCUGCUUCUGCUAAUACAAACUCUGCCUCGUCUUCUGCAUUUGCUCUUAGACAUCCUCCUAAAUGGCUUCGUUGUCCUGUAGGCGCAACAUUUGGAUUUGGCGGUAAAUUGGUUUCCUUCAACAACAAGGCUGGACAAGCUGCUACUCAAGCUGCUGCUGCUUUGCCUCCUGGUCAAGCUCCUGCUCCCCAAUCUGUGCCUCGUACUGUUCAUAUCAAUGCCAUUGUCACCGAUAAGGACACUGUUCAGCGUGCUGCUGAACUGGAAACUGCCUUGGAGCAGCAGAGCGUGGAACAACUUGUAGAGGAUCGUGUUCAACAAGCUGUCGAGAAGGAUGAAAAGGAAAGCUGGGAGGUCAUUAAGACUCUUUUAGCUGUUGAUGCAAGAGAACAGUUGAUGAAUUACCUUGGAUUCCAAAAGUCAGAAGUGAUUGCUGCCGUUGCUAAAGCUACUGCUAGCAAAGCGGGAUUGAAUGAGGAAGAAAGAGAAGGCGAAGCUGGUGCUGCUGAGAACGCUGAAGAAAUGAACGCCACCGCUUCUACCCAAGAGACUGAACAAGAGCCCUCCUCAGAAGAGAUAACCAAAGAUGAGCCUGCUACUGCUACUACUACCACUACUACCACCACAGAAGAGAAUGAACCCAUUCCUGAACUCAAGGAAUCCAAGCCUGAUGAAGCUGAACACUCUGCCUCUGGUCUCUUUAGUGGCGAUGAUGCUGGUGACGAUUUCUUGAUCCAAACUGACAGCAAUGCCGUUGAACAGCCAGCAGAAACUGAACAAGAUGACGGAGGCAUCAGCGCUGCUGCCGCUGCUGCUAAUGCACUGAAAUCAGCCAUCGCUCAUGAGCCUCUUCAACUCUACGCUGAGGGCAGCUCAGAAACAGAUCGCCUCAUCACACGUGCUGUUGUUUUGGGCGAUUUCGAAUCAGCUGUCAAUGUGUGUCUUUCUACAGACAGACUUUCUGAUGCACUCUUGUUUGCCAUCUGUGGUGGAGGCGAUCUCCUCGCCCGCACUCAGCAAGCCUAUUUCAAACGUCAAUCCAAAUCCAACUCUUACUUGCGCUUAUUGGAAAGCAUCAUUGACGAGGACCUCAACUCUGUUGUCGCUAGCGUGUCAUUGGAGGAGUGGACAUCUGUCAUUGUUGUGCUGUGUACUUUUGCCAAGGCUGAAGACUUCAGACCUCUUUGCGAGGCUUUGGGUGCUCGCCUCGAAGAAGGCUGGAGCUCUAGCAGUGAGCCCGAACAAGCCAAGGAAUAUAGACGCCAUGCCACUCUCUGCUACCUUGCUGCUGGCAAUUUGGAAAAGGUGUCUCGUAUUUGGAUUGCAGAACAAGAGGAAGAAGUGCAACAAGAGAACGCUGCAGAGAAUGUCAAGGCUACCAGUCUUCAACAUUUGAUUGAAAAGGUUACUAUUUUCCGCAAGGUGAUUUCCUUUGAAGAUGCUGAUCUCUAUGAGACCUCCGAGACAAAGAUGUCUUAUGAGUAUCCCUUGUCUCCCUUGUAUGACAAGUACUGUGAAUAUGCUGAACUAUUGGCAGAUCAGGGCAAAUUGACCACUGCCUUGACCUACUUGAGUUUGACGCCUCUUGUCUACCGCAAGGCUACUUUUGACAAGCUCGCUGUUGUCCGCGACCGUGUAUACCAAGCUUGCCCUGUCAGUGUUGCUAGUCAAUUCACGCAACCUGCUACACCAUUUGAGAGCAAGGGAAUCACCACCAAGGCUGCUGCUUUCGCUGCUGAGAAUCAAGCCCAACAGGCACACACCCAACAUGCUUACAAUCAACCUUCUCAAUACCAACAACAACAGCAGCAAUCAGGUUACCAAUCCUAUCAACCUUCAACUAAUCAUCAACAGCAGACAUCCUAUGCACCCGUUCGCUCACCAUUGGCUGCUCAAAGUUACGCUCCUACCAGCAAUGCCUAUGCUUCCACUGCAACCAGUGCCACCAACUACGCCCCUACCACUGCUUACACUCCCACAGCUGCUCCUCACGCCCAUUCAUACGCCCCUACUACUGCAACUGGAGCUCCUACUAACGCCUACGCUCCUCAAGCUACCUCAGCUACAGCCAGCGCAGCCUCUCCAUCCUAUGGAUACAAUCAACCCAAUUACGGUGGAUACAAUAACAACGAUGCUUACGGCAGUAAUGGUCAAUACAAUAACAACUACGGUGCUACCGCUGCUGCUGCUCGCCCUACCAUCCCUGCUCCUCCACCUAUUGGAGGUAUUGCACCUGUUGCUCGAUCUCAAUCUCAAGAAGCAUCCACACCACCCAAGAAGGCUGAAGGUGCUUGGAACGACCCUCCCAUGUCGAUUGCCGCUGCUGCCGCUGCCAAGAAGAUGAAGAGCCCUAAGAUGGCUUCCACGCCCACAAAACGUGUUACUUCACCUUUCCCCAAUCAACCCUCUUCUACUGCUUUUGUUGGAUCGCCUCGCAAUCAGCAUCAACCGCUUCAUCAUCAGCAACAAUCUGCCUUGCCUCCCCCGCCUCAAGGCGCAUUUGCCCCACCUCCCAUGAGCCGUGGACAUAUGUCGCAGCAAGGUAGCCAUCUUCCUCCUCCACCACAAGGCCCUCCUCGUGCUGGUAUGAUGCAUCCUCCUUCUCAGCAGCAGCAAGCGCCUCCACCACAACAGUUCCAACAGCAACACCAACAACGUCCUAUGGCUCCUCCUCAAGGUAUGAUGGGCGGACCACCUCAGCAACAACCUAUGGGCAUGAACCCUCCUCCUCGUAACAAUCCUCUUCCUCCACCACCCAUGAACGCUGCUGCCCCAUCUCCAUUAGCUAAAAGAGUGCCUCCUCCACCUCAACAAGGUGGCUUUUAUCAGCCUCAGCGCAUGAGCUAA
This is a messenger RNA of Mucor velutinosus, 3954 nucleotides long. RefSeq lists its product as uncharacterized. NCBI's taxonomy places the organism in Eukaryota, Fungi, Mucoromycota, Mucoromycetes, Mucorales, Mucoraceae. Bases 1 to 3954 code for a protein of 1317 amino acids. Gene Ontology annotation, cellular component: COPII vesicle coat; endoplasmic reticulum exit site. The record is from RefSeq and is a predicted model, not a curated record. Gene Ontology annotation, biological process: COPII-coated vesicle cargo loading; endoplasmic reticulum to Golgi vesicle-mediated transport; endoplasmic reticulum organization. Gene Ontology annotation, molecular function: protein binding; structural molecule activity. The transcript is spliced from 4 exons.